AUGACGCUCAUGCAUCCCCUCCUCACCACAAUAACCACCCUCCUCAUCUUCUUCCCCCACCCAACCCUCCAAAUAACCGAAUACGUCCCCGACCCAGCCUCCUGCUCGAUCCUCGGCGACGGCGACGUCUACGGCAUCGGCGUCCGCCUCGGCUACUACUUCGCCUGGGCAUCGGGCCUCCUCGCCGUCGCCUUCGACAAUAGCUCCGCCGUCCGCGACGCCCGCAAGGGCGUGUCCGUGAUCAGCCUUGCCAUCUUCGCCAUCCUCAUCCGAAACACACUCAACGGCUCCUUUGCAAUUCUGGAGUGGUCGCUCGUUGUCCCCAUGGUUAUGUGGGCGCCCUUCCUGAUUCUGUUACCCAGAAGUCUAGUCGAUACCCAGGAUCGCGCGGGCGCAGCGUUUUUCAUGUGUGUUAUGGGGCUCGUGAUGCUUGUGCAGCCCUGGGUGUGGUUUUCGAGGACGCAGCAGGGGAGGCGGGAGGGGUGUGAGGCGCGGACGUUCCUGUAUGCGUACUUUGAUCUGUUUAAUGAGCAGUAUAUUGGCUUUCAAAGGUUUAUGGCUGUGAUGUAUUGUCUCGGUGGGUGUUUUUUGGUAGGUUGGGCGUUUGUCAGGUUCGCGGCGGGGUUGGAUGCACGUUCUGAGGAUUCAAACUCGGAGGGGUUACAGGAGGGCGAAGCCAGAGUUGAGGGGCAGGAGAGUGGUGGUGGUGGUGGUGGUGGUGGUCAGCAGCAGCAACAGCAAAACGCAAGCGCCGCAGCCUUCGACCUCCCCUACGAUGAGUCCGACCGGUUCGACCGCUGGUUCUUCCGGAUCUUCUUCAUUAUUUUUUUCGGGCCCGCGGGGAUCACAACCAUUAUUUUUGGGGAGAGGAUCUUGGCUGGGAAUGACGUUGAUCUCAGUGGUUCGCCGAUUGGAAGCUCGAGUCAGUUGAUUCCGCUGAUUGUUGGGUUGACGGGGCUUAUCUCGACGGUUUGGUCGGUUGCGUUUGGGGUGUAUCAGAAGCAUGUUCGUCGGAAGGAGAGUCAGGGCCAGGGACAGGCUGGAUCGGAUGGUCAGGCUGAGAGUGGGGAGAAUCAAACUGGUGCUCAGGCUGAGGCCGCAAAUGGAUCAAUCACUGGACGGGUAAGUGGAAGCUUGAGGAGGAGUGGUGAGUCGCAACAGGACGCAGAUCAAGUGUGA
Messenger RNA from Aspergillus calidoustus, 1179 nucleotides. The record is from the annotation of a GenBank genome assembly. Lineage: Eukaryota; Fungi; Ascomycota; Eurotiomycetes; Eurotiales; Aspergillaceae.